Molecule: messenger RNA, 2390 nt
Organism: Condylura cristata (star-nosed mole)
Lineage: Eukaryota; Metazoa; Chordata; Mammalia; Eulipotyphla; Talpidae
Gene: FANCG
Product: Fanconi anemia, complementation group G
Exons: 15
Coding region: 248-2131 (627 amino acids)
Biological process (GO): interstrand cross-link repair
Cellular component (GO): Fanconi anaemia nuclear complex
Molecular function (GO): protein binding
Source: RefSeq, a predicted model, not a curated record
CUGUGGGACGGCGAGCCUCACGUCUUCCCCAAGCGGGCACACCCCCUUCCCGCAGGGAGACAGUCGUACCACCCACUCUGCUGGGCUUAGGCCCACUUCAUCCACUCUCACCGGCCGCAUCCGGGCUCAGUUUCCCGCGGAGACACGCUUAAAGACGACCAACUGCAGCUGAGCGUUUCGCGGGCCCUGCCCACCGGAUGAGGCCCGAGUGGAAGCCCGGGUAGAAGAGCCCAGUGUCCGAGUCACCAUGUUCUACCAGAUUCCCCUGAGCGCUUCACCACCACACGCUAACUGCCUGGACGUGUGGAAGGAGAAGAACGACCAGUUAGUUAAACAGAUCAAGGUGGCUCAAACCUCCUCCGUCUUGCCUCUGAGGCGACAGCAUUUGGCUCAAGAUGCACUGGAAGGAUUCAGGGGACUCCUCCAUAGUAUGCAAGGGCUCCCUGUGACUCUUCCUGUUCUUCCUUUGGAAUUGAUUGUUACCUGCAACUUCAUUACACUGAGGGCAAGCUUGGCCCAGGGAUUUGUUGAGGACCUGGCACAGGAUAUCCAGCAGAGCCUAGAGAGAGUGCUGGAGAUCCAGGAACAGCCAGGACUCGGGCCGGAAUAUGGGGUCAAGAGGCUGUGGGACUCUGUGCUCCAUGCUUCUUCCCUUUUGCCUGAGCUGCUCCCUGUCCUGCAUCACCUGGCUGCGCUGCAGGCUGUACUCUGGCUGAUCAAUAACCGUCUUGAGGACAUGAUCUUGUUGCUGCAGACCCUGAAUGGCAGUCAGAGUGAGGCCUCAGAGGAUCUGCUCCUGCUUCUAAAAAUGUGGAGUCCCCCAGCUGAGGAGUCAGAUGCCCCACUGACCCUGCAGGAUGCCAGGGGCUUGCGGGAUGUCCUUCUGACAGCAUUUGCCUUCCGCCAAGGCCUUCAGGAGCUAAUCACUGGGAGCCUGCCCAAGGCACUGAGCAGCCUGCAUGAAGCAGCCUCAGGUCUAUGUCCACGGUCUGUGUUGGUCCAGGUGUACACAGCCUUGGCUACCUGUCUCCGAAAGAUGGGAUAUCCACAGAGAGCUCAGCUGUACUUGGUUGCAGCCCUGAAAGGAGGAUCAACCUGGGGUCCCCCACUUCUGGAGGCCUCCAGGCUCUAUCAUCAACUGGGAAACAUAGCAGCAGAGCUGGAGAGUCUGGAGCUGCUAGUUGAGGCAUUAAGUCUUACGUAUAGCUCUGAAGCCCCCCAGCCUCUCAUUGAGGUAGAGUUGCUACUCCCACAACCUGAGCCAACCUCACCCCUUCACUGUGGCACACAGAGCCAGGCCAAGUACCUACUAGCAAGUCGAUGCCUACAAACAGGAAGGGCAGAGGACGCUGCAGAGCAUUACUUGGAUCUCCUGGCCCUGUUGCUGGAUGACUCGGAGCCAAAGUUCACCCCAUCUCCAGGUCUCCCAGGGCCCAGUAUGCCUGAGAUAUUCUUGGAGGCAGCUGCUGCGCUGAUCCAAGCAGGCCGAGCCCUUGAUGCUUUGACUGUAUGUGAAGAGCUGCUUAGCCGCACAUCGUCUCUGUUACCCAAGAUGCCCUGGCUGUGGGAAGAUGCCAAAAAAGGAACCAAGGAGUCAUCGCACUGCCCACUCUGGGUCUCCGCCACCUACCUGCUUCAAGGCCAAGCUUGGGUGCAAGUGGGAGCCAAAAAAGAAGCAGUUAGUGAAUUUAGCAGGUGCCUUGAGCUGCUCUUCCGGGCCACACCUAAGGAAAAAGGACAAGGUGCAGAUUCCAACUGUGAGCAGGGUUGUACAUCUGAUGUGAUACUACAGCACCUUCGUGUAGCUGCUCUGAUAAGUCGUGGACUAGGAUGGGUAGCCAGUGGCCAGGAUACCAAAGCCCUCCAGGACUUCCUCCUCAGUGUGCAGAUGUGUCCAGGUAAUCAGGAUGCCUCCCUUCACCUGCUUCAGACUCUGAGAAGGCUGAAUCGGAAAAAUGAGGCCACUGCCCUCUGGGGGAAGCUGGAGGCCCAAACUAAAUUGCCACAGGAGAACGCUGCAUGGUCUUUCCCCCUGUACUUAGAAAUCUGUUUGAGCUGGAUCCAUCCCCCUGACCGUGAAACCCUUCUUGAAGAGCUUCGGACAUCUGUGCUGGAGCCUUGUGACCUAUAGCUGUCAUGUUUCGAAGAGUCUGAGGCCCCAGUGGGCCAUCUCUCUGUGUGCUUUCUUGUUUACCAUUCUUGGGGACGUAACUUAGCUGACCAUUCCGAUAUGUCUGGCACUGGAGAGGUUGGUUAUAGUCCUACGAAAUUUGGCCUAGUUAUUGCCAUUCGGGUUCCAGUGGAAGCCCUUACUAUCAAUGAGACAUCAUUUUCAUGGUGCCCUUUUUUCUCUUUCCUCAUUUGUUGUAUUGAGUAAAAUCUUAUAUUUA